This is a messenger RNA of Sphaeramia orbicularis (orbiculate cardinalfish), 1561 nucleotides long. RefSeq names its product asialoglycoprotein receptor 1-like. The transcript is spliced from 4 exons. The record is from RefSeq and is a predicted model, not a curated record. The coding region runs from base 78 to 557 and encodes 159 amino acids. Lineage: Eukaryota; Metazoa; Chordata; Actinopteri; Kurtiformes; Apogonidae.
GUCUGCACUAUUGCAGGACCAUUUCUACCCUCUGCAUAGAAGAACUACCAUACUAUUGUCUGAUCAAACAAACAACAAUGAAGAGCUUAUUUCUUCUUUUAAUCCUGGGAAUUGUCCUGUAUGAGGCGGCAGCAAAUAAGUGUUCAUCCACGGAUAGUUCUGGUUGUCCGACAGACUGGAGGGAGAUUGGUGGUAGAUGUUACUUCCUCUCCAGUGAGAUGAAAACAUGGGUGGAAAGCAGAAAUUACUGUCGAAGACAAGGCGCUGACCUGGUGGUGAUCAAUAGUAUAGAGGAACAGAGAGCCUUGUACCGUCUGGAUGGGGACCAUGAGCUUUUGUUCUGGAUUGGUCUGGAUGGCAGAGAUGGGGAUUUCAAAUGGGUCGAUGGUUCCGCACUGACAAGACCAUUCUGGCAGGAAGGACAACCAGAUGAUGCAGGUCCAAACACCAAAGUUGAAGACUGUGUGGAGAUGUAUCACCACAACCCCGUGUACGCCAACUGGAAUGACGCACCCUGUGAAAGCACACGCCGCUGGAUGUGUGAAGAAACUAAAUGAUGUUAUUUACAAUUUAAUGAAGCAAAGAUGUUUUUUCAUGGAAUGGAAAAUUUCCAAUGAUAAAAAACUCAAGCUUUGGAAACAAGUUCAAUAUCAGUAUAUGAUGUGCCACAUUCUGUACUCUGCUACUUUUGAGAUACUUGGUGCUAUUUUUGUGAUGUUUUUGUAGUUUGUUACAUGUCAAACUGUGUGUGAAAUUGACAAAGUGCUUGCGGUGAGAUGUCUGUGUAGGUUCUCAUUUGCCCAGGUCAUUGUUCUUUGAGGUAGUUCUUCUCAGUUCAACUGGACUGCUUUAGCUCUUUUGAAAACAUUUUGUCUCUUGGAUUAGAGACGAAACAUUUUGACAAAAUGUAUCAGUCGUCGUUUGUUAUCUGAAGAAGAACUGAAGAAGUCUCUCAGAUGAGAUGAAACGUUUUCAAAAGAGCUAAACCAGUCCAGUUGAGGUGAGAUAAAAUCUGAAUGCAGUCUGUUCACAUGUUCAGUUUAACCUUUUAACAUUUACUCUUUCUGGGAACCCUCAUUUGCAGGCUUCUUUUGAAAGAGAAAAUCCUCAAAUUUCUAUAUUUCACAUCUAAACAUCAGUUUAGACACGGCUCAAAUGUAACCUGAACUUUUAACUCCACCGUAACUCUAAAUCUGAAAUGAUAGAGGACAUUUAGAGGUUAACCCUCCUAGACAUAGAAGCAGCCACUGGUGACAAAAAGUAUUCAUUCAUCUUUUUUUUUUUUUUUUUUUUUUUACCUUUAUUUAGCCAGGAAAAAAAAAAACUAAUUAAGAUUAUAAAUCUCUUUUGCAAGAGUUAUCUAAAAUGUUCAAUAACUUUUCAACCGCUAUUCCCACCAAUACGUGUAAAUACUUCAGCUAAGAUGCAGUUUCUCAGCUUUUCUGCAACAAUCACCUAUAACCCAUUUGUUCCAUCAGAAACUCUAUAGUAAAUGUGAAAACACUGUCAUCUUCUGUGGCAUUGACUCUCCAAUAAAACCUUAGCAGUUUCAUAAAUAACA